GGCCCCGGGCGGUGGGAUGGCCGGGCGUGUGUGGCGGGCGCUGCCUGGGGGCUUCGCGGCCGGGAGCUAGCGGGCCGCCGCAGUUUCUGUUUAACCGCCGGUCUGCGCGUUUCUCUUCCUUCCAGCUACGUUGUGUCGAGGAAAAUCGAACCUUUCUACAAAGGAGGGAGAGUCCAGAUAAACCGGGAUGGCAAGUUCAUGUUUUGUCCCUGUGGGACCAAGCUGAAUGUCAUUGAUGUAGAAACAGGAGCUCUCCACAGCCUCCAGCAGGAUGAUGAAGAGGAUAUCACUUCAUUUGUUCUCAGCCCCGACGAUGAGAUCCUUGUGACAGGGAGCCGAGCCCUGUUGCUGAAGCAGUGGAACUGGCGAGAGAACAAGUGUGUUCGCACGUGGAAAGCCGUGCACAUUGCGCCGGUAGCUAGCAUGGCCUUCGACUCUACUUCAACGUUGUUAGCCACAGGUGGCUGUGACAGUACCAUUAAGAUUUGGGACAUGAUCAAACAGUACUGCACACAUAACCUAAAAGGAUCUUCAGGAGUUGUACACCUUGUUGAGUUCCACCCUGACGUCUCCCGGCUGCAACUCUUCUCCUCCUCAGUUGACUACAAAAUCCGCAUCUGGGACCUAAAUUCCAGCAAAUGUGUUGCUAUGCUGGAUGGCCACUUCAGCGCUGUCACCUCACUGGCGUUUGCAGAUGGAAACACGCUCAUUAGUUCUGGCCGUGAUAAAAUCUGCAUGGUGUGGGACCUGAAAACCAAAGAAAGUAAACGAACCGUCCCUGUCUAUGAGAGCGUGGAAGCUGCUGUCUUGUUACCUGAAAAAGGAGAUUUCUCUCAGCUGGGUGUGAAGAAACAAGGGUUGCACUUUGUCACAGCUGGCAGCAAAGGCAUCUUGAAAGUUUGGGAAGUUGCCACAGCUGCUUGUGUGUACACCCAGCCCAUGCCCUUCACGCUGAAGGAGGAGGCCAGCGAGCGCAGCCUCACCCAGUGCAUGCUUGUGCCUGAGAGAAACGAGAUUGUCACAGUGUCCGUGGAACACAACAUUGUUUUAUAUGACGCUCAAACUCUUCAGCUCAGGAAGCAGCUUGCAGGUUACAACGAUGAAGUUCUGGAUGUGAAGUUCCUUGGGCCGGGUGAUUCUCACAUUGUUGUGGCCACCAACAGCCCUCAGCUGAAAGUGUUUGAACUGGCCACAUCACACUGCCAAAUCCUCUACGGCCACACAGAAACAAUUCUUGCUUUGGAUGUCUUCAGAAAAGGCCUGAUGUUCGUCAGCUGUGCUAAGGACAAAAGCCUUCGAGUCUGGCGGAUGAACAAAGAUGGAAGGGUGCUCUGUGUGGCCCAGGGACUGGGUCACGCACACGGGGUAGGCGCAGUCUCUUGCUCAAGACUGAAAGAAAGCUUCGUAGUAACCAGCAGCCAGGACUGCACUAUCAAGAUCUGGAAUAUCCCGGAAUCCCUCACUUCCAAAGCAAAAGCAGCCUUGAUCUCCAGCCCAGAAGCCCUUCAUGCAAAAGUGACUGAGAGGGGUCAUGACAAGGACAUAAACAGUGUGGCAGUUUCUCCCAACGACAAGCUGAUUGCCACUGGCUCACAGGACCGGCUGGCCAAGCUGUGGGCCUGUUCCGAUUGCUCUUUGCUGGGUGUCUUCGCUGGCCAUAAGCGUGGGAUCUGGUGUGUGCAGUUCUCCCCUGUGGAUCAGGUCUUGGCCACCUCUUCAGCAGAUGGGACCCUGAAGCUUUGGGGUCUUCGGGACUUCAGCUGUCUGAAGACCUUUGAAGGUCACGAUGCUUCCGUACUGAAGAUCAUUUUUGUAAGCCGAGGAAUGCAACUGCUCAGCAGCGGCUCUGAUGGUCUUGUAAAACUCUGGACGAUUAAAACAAAUGAAUGUGUGAAAACAUUAGAUGGUCAUGAAGACAAAAUCUGGGGUCUUCACUCUAACAAGCAAGAUGACAUGGUUGUGACAGCAUCCAGUGACUCCUGCAUCUUGCUGUGGAAGGAUGUCACUGAAAUUGAAGAGGAGGAGGCACAAGCUAAACAGGAGGAGCAGAUUAUGAAAGAGCAAGAGCUUUCAAACCUGCUUCAUGAGAAAAGAUACCUCAAAGCUUUAGGGUUGGCAAUCUCGCUGGAUCGUCCACACACAGUGUUGAUGGUGGUCAAAGCCAUCCUCAAGGAAACCAAUGGGAGAAAGCACUUGGAAGAGAACAUUGCUCGGCUCCGGAAGGAUCAGAAAGAGGCCGUGUUGACGUUCCUGGUGACGUGGAAUACGAACACACGGAACUGCCACGAGGCCCAAGCUGUCAUCGAAACCCUGCUGAAGCACGAAGCCCCAGACAGCCUCCUGCAGUACUCGGGCAUUAAAUCUGCAGUGGAGUCACUGCUGCCCUACACUGAGCGGCAUUUUCAGAGGCUGAGCCGCUUGCUCCAGGCCUCCAUGUUCAUUGAUUUCAUGUGGCAGAACAUGAGGCUGGCUGAUGCCUCCCAGCAGGAAGACUUGACACUGUGACCCUCCUCAUGCCCAUUGCUCUUUCCGGAGGGGAGAGCCUGAACUGCUUUUCUGCCAGGUAUGGCAACUGGACUAUUCCCCUAUUUUAUAAUAAAAUUUUAAAGUUUGACUUUCUAAAA
Molecule: messenger RNA, 2624 nt
Organism: Athene cunicularia (burrowing owl)
Lineage: Eukaryota; Metazoa; Chordata; Aves; Strigiformes; Strigidae
Gene: TBL3
Product: transducin beta like 3
Exons: 21
Biological process (GO): endonucleolytic cleavage to generate mature 5'-end of SSU-rRNA from (SSU-rRNA, 5.8S rRNA, LSU-rRNA); endonucleolytic cleavage in 5'-ETS of tricistronic rRNA transcript (SSU-rRNA, 5.8S rRNA, LSU-rRNA)
Cellular component (GO): small-subunit processome; nucleolus; 90S preribosome
Molecular function (GO): U3 snoRNA binding; protein binding
Source: RefSeq, a predicted model, not a curated record